CAGUGUCCAGGAGAGAGAAAAUCAACUAUCACGAUUCACGUAAUUCUGUUCUGGGUUUAGGGUUUUUCUUCAUCUUCUUCCCCAUUCAAUUUUAGGGUUUUACACACACAUUCUAUCUCUUUUCCCUGAGUUGAAAUAAAUUAUUCACGCAAAAAAUGAGGAAGCUAAAAUUUCAUGAACAAAAGUUGUUAAAGAAAUUAAACUUCUUAGAAUGGAAAAGAGAAGGAGGUCACAGAGAAGCUAGUGUUAUACAGCGUUACCAUGUCUCUGAACGAGAUGAUUAUAAAAAGUACAAUAGUUUAUGUAGGAUGGUGCAAAAAUUGGUUAACAUAUUGAAGCAGAUGGAUCCUAGAGACCCAUAUCGAAUUGAGAUGACUGACAAUCUCUUGGAAAAGCUAUAUAAUAUGGGUGUCAUACCCAAUCGAAGAAGCUUGGCUGUUUGUGAACGCUUGAGUGUGUCAUCUAUUUGCAGACGGCGGCUAUCAUAUAUUUUGGUGAGGUUGAAGUUUGCUGAGUAUCUGAAAGAAGCUGUGACAUACAUCGAGCAGGGACACAUCCGAGUAGGUACUGAGACAGUUACAGACCCUGCGUACCUUGUUACUAGGAAUCUGGAAGAUUUUGUAACCUGGGUUGAUUCAUCAAAGAUAAAGAAGAAAGUACUACAAUAUAAUGACAAAUUGGACGAUUAUGAUCUUAUGGAGUGAGCUACUGAGCUGGAGCCAAAAUUCAAGGUCGUUCUUCCUUACUUUUUCUUUGUGGAGGAUUCCUUAAUUUUAAGGUCUCUUUUUCACAUUGAACUAUUGUAUGAAACUGGUGUACUGGUUACAAACAUAUUAAGAAAUCAAGUCGGACAUUGUUGUUUAAUCUAUCUGUGUAGUAUCAAGUAUGUAUAUUUACUUUUGUAAUUGAAGAGAGCCUUGGCAGCCUUUUGUUUUCCA
This is a messenger RNA of Beta vulgaris subsp. vulgaris (sugar beet), 938 nucleotides long. RefSeq names its product U3 small nucleolar ribonucleoprotein protein IMP3. Gene Ontology annotation, biological process: rRNA processing. The transcript has 4 exons. The record is from RefSeq and is a predicted model, not a curated record. Gene Ontology annotation, cellular component: small ribosomal subunit; small-subunit processome; Mpp10 complex. Lineage: Eukaryota; Viridiplantae; Streptophyta; Magnoliopsida; Caryophyllales; Amaranthaceae. Bases 156 to 704 code for a protein of 182 amino acids. Gene Ontology annotation, molecular function: snoRNA binding; rRNA binding; structural constituent of ribosome.